CUCGGGCUGCGCGCCUGCGGCGGGGCGGCCGCCGCCGCCUGGCCCAACCUCCUGCUGCUGGGCUGCUUCGUCGUGCACUACGCGCACAGGGCACUCAUAUUUCCUCUUCUGAUCAGGGAAGGAAAACCAACACCAUUUUUCACUUUUGUGCUAGCGCUUCUGUUCUGUGUUUACAAUGGAUACUUGCAAGGCCGAAGCUUAAGCAACUAUGCAAAAUACCCUUCAGGAUGGUUAAAAGAUCCAUGUUUCAUUACAGGUUUUAUAGGGUGGUUGAUGGGCAUGGCAAUCAAUAUUCAUUCUGAUCACAUUCUCAGAAAUCUGAGAAAACCAGGGGAAACUGGUUACAAGAUACCAAGAGGAGGAAUGUUUGAGUAUGUCAGUGGAGCCAACUUCUUUGGAGAGAUCCUGGAAUGGUUUGGGUUUGCCCUUGCCUGCUGCACCAUUGAAAGCCUUGCAUUUGCGUUGUGUACACUUUUCAUCUUGGGUUCAAGGGCAAAACAACACCACCAAUGGUACCUUGAGAAAUUUGAAGACUACCCAAAGUGCAGAAAAAUUGUGAUCCCAUUUGUGUACUGAGCUGUGCUUUUAACAAUGUUUUUGAAGUGGCUGCUUUUUGUAACAGCUAACGCUUUACAAGUGUUGGCUGGUUAACAACCCAAUCUGAUCAUCACUGUGACAAAGCCUUUGCAUCAGUGCUGCUAUUAGUUAAUGCUUUUCCUCUUAAUGAAAACCCAGAAUCUGAUGGACAUGGUGAAUAGGAAGAGAAAAGCUUUUCCAACAGUGGAGCACCAUCAUAAAUACAUUAGGCAGCGUGUCUGAAUUCACAUCAUGGGAAGUACGGUAGAGGACUUCUGAUGCUUCCUUUUCUGCCUAUACAGGCUUCUGCUGUUUCCACCUGAUGUAGCCACGCUGUCCUGAGGAUUGUACUGUGAGCCCAAUCACCUUCACUGAAAUCUGGAUGGUGCGUUCUGCCUGUUAUUUGCCUGCAUACACAAACGGGGUUGAUUUUUUUUUUUUCUUUCCUUGCCUUCCCAAUCCUUUCUUCCCCCCACCUGCAUCUCCAGGAGAACCGAUGAUACAGACCAAGGACAUUAGAUGAAUAUAGUUGCUGUUAGGUGAGAGACAGUGUUCUUCCUCCUCUCCGCACUCUUUCACAGAUAUGGACACUGUAUAGAUAAUACUUAAUGCCAUUUACAUGAACAGCUGUAGUGCUACCUUUCUCAAAUAAUAGAUUGUCAUCUACCUCUCAAAUUUGAUAACUAUCUCAAUAUUCAGUAUGUGUUUUCUUACUCAACGCUAUUUUUGGAAGGCAUUCUUUAUUUGGGAUUCUUAGGCCGGUCUAGCACUGUUAACAAUUGUGUAAUGUUUUCUAACUUACUUUAUAAAAAUAUCUUAAGAUUUUUACAGUACUAUGCUGUUUAAAAAAAAAAAAAUCAAGUGUCUUCUCCUGUUGAUAAAGGUCUAGAUGAUUUUAUAUUCAAAAAUCUGUAAACUUUUAGUGCUGCUUGUUUUAUUAAUGUCAGUUCUCGCAUCCCUACAUUUUUCUCCUGAAGUACUCCAGAAGGGUUUCAAAAACAUGAUGGGAUCCCAAGCAUACUGACUUUCAAGUUUCAGGCACAUCUGUGUCCUUUGCAUGCUUGUGAUAUUAAAGAAUUUUUUUAGAAUUGCUGAAAAAAUCUAAGAGAUACUACAGAAAACGUAAAAAAACCCCAAACAAACAAAACAAAACCAAAAAAACCAAACCCACCCCCCCAAAGCCCCCCUGACAACCAAAUAAUAACAAUAAACAAAAAACAAAAAAACCCCACAAAAUCCCCCAAAUCUGCUGCUAAUAUACUUUGGAAAUCUAUGGAAAUCAAACUUUUGUCAAGCGUCUUCUGAUCUGUCUACGCUGUGUAUGUUGGGUUAUGUUCUUCAAAACAAAUUGGUAAUAUAAUUUUGUCAGAUGCUGAGUUUUCCAUUAUGGUAUUGCAGUAAGCUUUGUCUAAAGCUCAAAAUUCUGUCUUUGCUGGUGAGUUACACUGCUGUAGUAAUCAAAGUAACAUAUCUGAUGUAUAUUUAAAAUUGUAUAUAUUGGUUUAAAAAAAGUACAUUCAGGAAAUGGGCAGCGAAAAAGGACUUUGUGACCCAAGCUUCCGCUUAACAGUUGUUUCUUCCUCUUCUCCUUCCUGCCAUGUUUAUACAGUACUUACUGCACUGAAGUCUUGGCUGUCAUUAAGGAUUUGUUCAGUGGUGUAAAUAAGUGUAAAAAAAAUUCUAUCAUUAUUGACUGAAAAUAGCCAAAAAUAGCCAAAAUAGCCAAAGGAAGGAGGGGAGAGAAAUAGCUAGUCCUGCAGUGAUGAUAACU
Messenger RNA from Aptenodytes forsteri (emperor penguin), 2347 nucleotides. RefSeq names its product steroid 5 alpha-reductase 1 (gene SRD5A1). The transcript has 5 exons. Gene Ontology annotation, molecular function: 3-oxo-5-alpha-steroid 4-dehydrogenase activity. The annotation marks the transcript as partial. The record is from RefSeq and is a predicted model, not a curated record. Gene Ontology annotation, biological process: steroid biosynthetic process. Lineage: Eukaryota; Metazoa; Chordata; Aves; Sphenisciformes; Spheniscidae.